GUCACACGGGCUGCCGCACUUUUACGAGUGAGAAUAACGAGCCAACAUCGAAGCGAUUUACUUAACCGCAAUUGGUCUGCUCCCAUCGCGCACAAACCCAACCCAGUAAAGUGGAUGUAUGAAAGAUGGAUCGUGCGGAAGUUUCACGGCCAUCCAGAUUGGGUGUACCUGAAGAAACGAACCAGCCCUUGGAUCCUCCGACAUCCCCACCUCUUUUCGGAGUAAGCGACGAUGUUCUUAUCUCGUACGACUUGAAGGAUAUGAACAAACUGAUGAAUUCGCUUGACCUGUCGGACGAUCAAAAACAGAUCCUGAGAUCUCGCCGCAGGAAACUGAAAAAUCAAGAUUACGCAGCUAAUCGUGACAGAGAGCGAGUUGAGAAAGAAGGUGGGCUCGAAUUUGAAAAAGACCAAGAGUACGACGAGUUGGAGCAGCUGCAGGAAGAAAACGACAAGAUGCUUAAAGAGUUGAUCUUGUUGAAUAAGAAGUGCCAGGCUCUGAUGAGGUUCGCCAUAGAACGGAGUAUACCGCUGCCACCGGGGGCAGAAGCAGAUCUACGGAGUUCAGAGAUUCGGCCAACAGUGGAACAACUGGAAAAACAAUAAAGUAUCUGUGAAAAUGCGAUGCAACGAUAUUCAUUCGUUAAUAGGUAUAUUUUGUGACAAACGAAUAAGUAUGUAGGAAUAAUCGCGGGCUAUGAAAUUUUUUGUUUUCGCUACUCACAGUUUUUUGCGAAUUUCCCAGCUAGUGCAUUGGCACCGAUCUAGUAAAAGAAAUAGUGUCAUAGCCCGCGUUUAUUAUUCAAGUUUUUCCCUUCCUUGGAGCAAAAUAUACUAUUUUUACAAAUUUAUCUCAAUCGAGCAAUAGCUUUUAGUAAUAAUAAGUUUAAUAAUAACUUAAAUGGGAUUCUUGAAGAAUGAAUUUAGAAAUUUUAAUUUUUAAAUGCGUAUAUGGUACUCUUAUGCGAAACUUAAUUUAUUCAUAGUUUAUUGAAAUAAAUAAGGAUAUAAAAAAAUCAUUUUUGAUUCAUUAACAUGUAUUAGCAAGUUAGACUUUA
This is a messenger RNA of Trichogramma pretiosum, 1057 nucleotides long. RefSeq names its product transcription factor MafK-like. Lineage: Eukaryota; Metazoa; Arthropoda; Insecta; Hymenoptera; Trichogrammatidae. The record is from RefSeq and is a predicted model, not a curated record. Gene Ontology annotation, biological process: regulation of transcription by RNA polymerase II. Gene Ontology annotation, cellular component: nucleus. The transcript is spliced from 2 exons. Gene Ontology annotation, molecular function: RNA polymerase II cis-regulatory region sequence-specific DNA binding; DNA-binding transcription factor activity, RNA polymerase II-specific. The coding region runs from base 126 to 605 and encodes 159 amino acids.